AUGGGCUUAAAUACUUCGGCAAAAAUAAUCGCUUUUACAGUCUAUGCCUGGCUGAUGAAAGGAGCACUUGCAGCAUUUUCGUUUAGAAACAUAUUUAGACAAGACCGUGCAGUCGUGUUAAUUGGAGCUUCGGCAGUUUGGGGUGCAGUUGCUGCCGGGGUUUGUGCAACAUUAGGUCCAACAUGUUGGAUUUCUCUUGCAAUGGUUGCUGCCUUCCAGGCUGCCGGUUUAGCGGCCAUGGCAAAUGAUGCGGGAUCAGUUGCAGAGAAUACUAAAAGAAGUGCUUCCAUGCUACCAAUUACAGAAACUAUGCAAAAUAUUACCGAUGCGUACGAAAAUCAUAAUAUUAUGGCUAACCCCAUCAUAAGAAAUUUAACUUUAUUGCUAGGUACUGUUGGUGAAGUAUCCUCUGGCACCCAGCUAGUUAAAAGAAGUGAUUAUGAUCUUGCUGCUAAUAUUACUGUUGCCAAAUUUGACUCAGAAUUUGGUCACCAUUUAGCGAUUGCACUACCUCAUUUGACUAGCGAUGAAUUUGUUGCCAGAUUAAAUUCUGCAACUCCGGGUGAACCUGAUGUUUCUCCUAGGCGUCGUUUUUUCAAGAGAGGUUAUGAAGUUGAUUGGGUAUCCUACAAUUACGACAAUGUCAACGAAGGCCUUGCAAGCCAGUUCAUAAAUACGCAGGGUGCAAGUGAUACUGAGGUAUGGUCAUAUGGUGCCGAAAGUUUUAUUUCAGAGCAUGAUGGUUGGAAAUGGUGCUUAGAUUUGAAUAUUGAUUCGUCACCGGAGGAGCCAAUCGACUCUAAUCAUUUAGAAAAUAUCAACGUAGCGGUUCAUGGUGAAAUUUAUACGAACACCUACGGUGGUAUUGAUGGCCAAUGUAAUGAUUAUUAUGAUUGUGUUGAAGGUUGCGACUAA
This is a messenger RNA of Pichia membranifaciens NRRL Y-2026, 915 nucleotides long. RefSeq lists its product as hypothetical. The coding region runs from base 1 to 915 and encodes 304 amino acids. The transcript has a single exon. The record is from RefSeq and is a predicted model, not a curated record. NCBI's taxonomy places the organism in Eukaryota, Fungi, Ascomycota, Pichiomycetes, Pichiales, Pichiaceae.